Messenger RNA from Cajanus cajan (pigeon pea), 1766 nucleotides. Its product is annotated as rust resistance kinase Lr10. NCBI's taxonomy places the organism in Eukaryota, Viridiplantae, Streptophyta, Magnoliopsida, Fabales, Fabaceae. The record is from RefSeq and is a predicted model, not a curated record. Gene Ontology annotation, biological process: protein phosphorylation. Gene Ontology annotation, molecular function: protein kinase activity; ATP binding.
CCACUAAAUCGCAUACUUUUCAAAACAUCUUUUUUUUUUUUUUAAGGAAAUAUUUGUAGCGAAAUAACUAGGAAAUUCACCAAAAACGCGUUUGAGGCACAAUGGUGAAGUGAGUAGCAUAAUAAAUGUUACUCAGCUUAACGAAAAAAAUAAAUUGCAAACUACGGAAUUUCGCUUUGUUCCCUAUACUAUCGACUGCAGUGUUUUGAAUUCUUACACAGUGUCCAAAGUCCACCACCACGAUGGAUGACGAUUCUGGAUCUAAUGGAAUUGAGCCAAGUGUAAUAAUUGUUGUCAUAGUUGUGAUUCUUGUGAAGAUAGGUCUUUUCAUUUGGAUAGUGCCCAAAUGCAUACAAAGAUUUCAGGUUGUUCAUGAUCGAAGAUCAUCAAGUAGCAAGACACCAAACAAACAAUUUAUGACAGUGACUAUGGAUAAGUUUCUGAAUGACAUGGAAAAGGAGAAGCCAAUCAGGUUCACUGAUCAACAGCUAAGGAUUGCAACUGAUAAUUACUCUUAUCUGUUGGGGUCAGGAGGUUUCGGAGCUGUUUAUAAAGGAAGCUUUAGCAACGGAACCAUCGUAGCUGUGAAGGUUCUACGUGGGAUUUCUGAUGACAAGAGAAUGGAUGAACAGUUUAUGGCAGAAGUGGGUACCAUUGGGAAAGUUCAUCAUUUCAAUCUAGUUCGUCUAUAUGGAUUUUGCUUUGAAAGUCACUUGAGGGCACUGGUUUAUGAGUACAUGGCGAAUGGCGCGCUUGAGAAGUACUUGUUUCAUGAAAACACAACCUUAUCAUUUGAAAAGCUUCAUGAGAUUGCAGUUGGCACAGCCAGAGGCAUUGCUUACUUGCAUGAAGAGUGCCAACAGAGAAUAAUCCAUUAUGACAUAAAACCAGGAAACAUUCUCUUGGACAGGAAUUUCAAUCCUAAAGUUGCUGAUUUUGGUUUGGCCAAGCUUUGCAAUAGGGACAAUACUCAUGUAACCAUGACUGGGGUUAGAGGGACUCCUGGCUAUGCUGCACCUGAACUUUGGAUGCCAUUUGCUGUAACUCACAAGUGUGAUGUUUACAGCUUUGGCAUACUGUUAUUUGAAAUCAUUGGUAGGAGAAGACACCAUAACAUUAGCCUUCCAGAAAGUCAGAAGUGGUUUCCAAUGUGGGUUUGGGAAAAAUUUGAUGCUGAACAACUGGUUGAUUUGAUAACAGCAUGUGGGAUAGAGGAUCAAAAUAGGGAGACAGCAGAAAGAAUUGUUAGGGUAGCUCUAUCGUGUGUUCAAUAUAGGCCAGAAUCAAGACCUGUAAUGAGUGUUGUGGUGAAAAUGUUGGAAGGUUCUGUUGAAGUUCCAAAACCUCAAAACCCAUUUCAACACCUGACAGGUUGGACUUCUCCUACUUUUCCAGUCCUAGAAUUGCAGAUCGGUACUGAUACAAGUAUUAGUUCUGACUCUUCAGCAAUGGUAACCAAAUCCGUCAAUGUACUUGCCAGUACUCCUGUUAUGACUAAGUGUGAGAUUGAAUCAGCCUCUGCCUAAAAUUGUUUAAAAUGUGGCAAUGUUGUUAUUCUUUUCUUCUUCAUAUGCCUUCUCAUAAGUUCGUUAUUUGUCCAGGAGAGUUUAACUCAAUUGGUUGAAUAGGAACAUGAGUGUUGUAAACAAUUUAGUACUAAAUUAUAUUCUUACCCAUAAGUUCGUUAUUUAUAUGAUGGGUUGUUAAUACCCUAGACCUUUUAGUUAUGUAAUGUUUGGAUUAAUUAAACUGCUUGAGUUAUUGAA